Messenger RNA from Micropterus dolomieu (smallmouth bass), 3284 nucleotides. Its product is annotated as gastrula zinc finger protein XlCGF57.1-like. The record is from RefSeq and is a predicted model, not a curated record. Gene Ontology annotation, biological process: regulation of immune system process; negative regulation of transcription by RNA polymerase II; regulation of cytokine production. NCBI's taxonomy places the organism in Eukaryota, Metazoa, Chordata, Actinopteri, Centrarchiformes, Centrarchidae. Bases 67 to 1974 code for a protein of 635 amino acids. The transcript is spliced from 2 exons.
GCCAGCGGCGAGCGGACUGACGCCGUCAGUUAAAUACAAAUAACUGCAGGACCCGGGCGGGUAGAGAUGGACCGGCACCGCCGACAGCUGGACGUGGUCUUAAAGCCAGAAACGAAGCUGCGAGGAGAAGCUUUACCUUCAGAUGUCCGAAAAGUGAUUGUUGGUGAGCAGCAGGAGUGGAGCCCCAGUCUGGACCAGGAGGACCCACCAGAGCCCCCACGCAUUAAAGAGAAGUGGAGCCCCAGUCUGGACCAGGAGGACCCAUCAGGGCCCCCAAACAUUAAAGAGAAUUGGAGCCCCAGUCUGGACCAGGAGGACCCAUCAGGGCCCCCACACAUUAAAGAGAAGUGGAGCCCCAGUCUGGACCAGGAAGACCCACCAGAGCUGCCACACAUUAAAGAGGAACAGGAGGAACUCUGGUCCAGUCAGGAGGGAGAGCAGCUUCCAGGGCUGGAAGAGACUGAUAUCACCAAUUUCACAUUCACUCCUGUCCCUGUGAAGAGUGAAGAAGAAGAUGAUGAAGAAGAGAAACCUCAGUUCUUACAGCUUCAUCAAAACCAGACUGAACAGAUGGAAGCUGAUGGAGAGGACUGUGAAGGACCAGAACCAGCCAGGGACUCUGAUCCAGAUCGACUUUUACAACCUAAGACUUCUGAGUCUUCUGAGACUGAAGUCAGUGAUGGUGACUGGGAGGAGACCAGAGAACCUCAGUCAGGUUUAAACUCUAUGAAUAAUAAUGAAGUCACUGUUAGUGAUAUUACCUGUAAUACUGUUGAGAGGUCAUUCAGCUGUUCUGAGUGUGGUCAAAGGUUUGGCCGCAAGCCACAUCUGAACGCACACAUGAGAAUUCACACGGGAGAGAAACCAUUUAGUUGCUCCUUUUGUGGUAAAAGAUUUUCUCAGAAGGGAAACUCAAUUAGUCACAUGAGACUUCAUACAGGAGAGAAACCGUUCAGCUGCUCCAUCUGUAAGAAACGUUUUAGAUACAGCGGAGAUGUUAGCAGACACAUGAGAAUCCACACAGGAAAGAAAACAUCCAGCCGCAACGUUAGCGACAUGAUCAACAGUACCAUUCACACAACACCAGAACCAGCCGGGAACUCAGACCCAGGUAGUCAUUCAGAACCAGUUACUAAUGAUAAACCUUCAGACUCCGAGUCUGACGAAAGCGAUGAUGGCUGGAAGGAGAGUCAGGAACAUGAGUCGGGUGUAAACUCUCUGAAAAGUGAUGAUGCCUCUGUGAGUGAUAUGAGCUGUAAUACUGACAAGGAGUCGUUUAGCUGCUCCGAGUGUGGGAGAACGUUUUGCCGCAGGGACCAUCUGAUGAGCCACAUGAGAACGCACACCGGAGAGAAACCGUUUAGUUGUUCAGUUUGUCAGAAACGUUUUAGCUGCAGUGGAAACAUUUUGGCACACAUGAGGAUUCACACAGGAGAGAAACCAUUUGAAUGCUCAUUUUGUGGCAAAAGUUUCAGCCAGAAAGGAACUCUGCAGCUACACAUGAGAAUCCACACAGGGGAGAAACCGUUCAGUUGCCCGUUCUGCGACAAAAGAUUUGCACACAAAAGACGAAUGACACUGCACAUGUCAGUUCACACAGAAGAGAAACGCUUCAGUUGCACUGCUUGUGACAGAAGAUUCACUUGGUAUACGCAGCUCAAGACGCAUAAGUGUGUCGGUGAGUCCUCGCAGCUUCGUCAAAGCCAAACGGAGAAAAAGGUUCCUGCCAAGGAAUCGUUCAGCUGCACUGAGUGUGGUAAAAAGUUUAGCCUCAAGGGCAAUCUGAAGACACACAUGAGAAUUCACACAGGGGAGAAACCAUUUAGCUGCUCGGUUUGUGGCAAAAGUUUCAAACAAAACGUCCACCUUACAGAGCACAUGACCAUUCACACAGGUGAAAAACUGUACAAAUGCAGCAUCUGUGGCAAAGGAUUCAACAAGAAGCUACUGGUCAAAAACCACACCUGUGUUUAAUCCUUGUCUUGAACGAGUGAAUCAAGUCUGCAGUAAAAAAGAUGAGCAGCAAGGUGAAUGUGUAUAAAGGUAAAGAUUAGAACCUUAUAAAGCAGCUGAACACCUAAUUAGGAAAUUUAAGCACAACUGAAUCUUUAAUGUAAAAUACCUCUGCACUUACAUGCGGAAAUAUUUUACUUUGAAAACCAUUUGUCUGAAUUAAUUUGACCUAAAUUUAGGGCUGAAACGAUUCAUCGAUUAAUUUAAUUAAUUUGAUUACUAUAAAGCAUCAACGCGUUGUUUAAUCCAUAUAACUAUGUUUCACACAGACAUUUAUUACUGUCGCACAUCGCGCUUACGCUGUGUGAACACGAUGUGAUUAUGAUGGCGCUGUUUGCAAAGUGGAGGAAGAGAGAAAAUAGCGAGGGACGAAGAAGAAAGUGUCCAAAGUCUGGGAUAAUUUAAGCUAAAAGAAAGAAGACCUGCAAAUGAAAUUUACUUCUUAAACGAUGAAUCGAUGAAAUAGUCUGUAGAAUACUCACAAAAAUCACCGUUAGCUGCAGCCCUACCUGAAGAUAAUUUAAAACUUGUAUUUAAUUUUCAAAUAUUAGAUACUUCCACCAGCUUCUGUAACUCAACAGUCUCACAUUUCUUUCAUCUGCCUUCCUGAAAAAUAUUUUCACACAUAUACUCCACCACAGAUUCCUUAAAACAGAAUAAACUACAGGUUCCAUGAAACUACAGACAUCAUAAGUUUAUCUCUUCAAAACUCGUGUUUUCAACUUUCAGCUGUUCAGUGUUUGUUACAUUUGAACAUAAUAAACUUUGAGCAUUCAGUAGUGAUUCAGUUUCACAAUUAGGUAACAAUAAAGUGAGAGGGGGAGCACAUCUGCUUGUGAUUAUUAGUAUGUGGCAUCACUAAAUGUGACACUAUCAUUUCUAACAACAGCUAUUUCUUAUUUUCAAAAAUCAUGUAUAAUGCAUCAUAUGUAAUCAUUGUUUUCAUUGUGAGCAGUUAAAGUUUCAGCAGGAUCUCAGAGAUUAGAGUUUAUAAACUUAAAAUGUCACUGCAUGAACAGAUUGUUCCUUUCAAAAAGAAAAUCUGAUAAUGUCAUCAUGUUUAAAACAAUGUGCUUUCUGCUGUAACUGGACUGAGUUGUCAGCACGCCUACAGUUCUGUAAUCUUUAAAUAAAUAUACACCGGACCCACAGUGACUGUCUUUCACUGAAUUUUGUCCUUUUCACAGUUUAAUAAUUUUUUGUAUAAUGACCUUGUUUUUCUGUUUGCUUUUUAUGAAGGCUACAAAUAAAGGUUAUGAUAUUGCGGAUAA